Molecule: messenger RNA, 723 nt
Organism: Paraglomus brasilianum
Lineage: Eukaryota; Fungi; Glomeromycota; Glomeromycetes; Paraglomerales; Paraglomeraceae
Source: the annotation of a GenBank genome assembly
AUGGCAAAGCAGAAGAAAACGCCUAGUGCAAAGGCAGACGGUGCAGAACAGCAGGUUCUAGACUAUCUACGGAAGCAGAAUCGUCCUUAUAGUGCUACUGACAUUGUCAACAACUUGCAUGGAGCGAUAACGAAAACUAUAGCUCAGAAAGCGCUAAAUACUCUUGCAGAAAAAGGUGAUGUGACACAUAAGCCGUAUGGGAAGCAAUCGGUUUACGUUAUAAACCAGAACCAAUUUGAAUUACCAUCGUCUGAUGACUUGGCUUCGAUGGAUGCGAAGAUAAAUACAUUGAAAACAGAGAUUAUGGAGUACGCGGAGAAAAAUAAGCAACUUCAAUUAGGUGUAUAUUCAUAUCAAUUUAGUCAUUGGCGAGUGCGUUUGUUACCACUAUGGGGGCGUGUGCUGAAUGGAUUAAAUAAUUCUCUGACAAACAAGCAAAUUAAAGAAAGAUUGAAGACCUUGGAAGACGAGAAUGGAAGAAAUGAGGAGCGAUUGAAUAUUCUGAGGUCAGGCACAAAGCAAGUGUCGAAUGAUGACAGAAAGAGAAUAGAUGCUUCGUAUGAAAUGAAUCGAAAGUUCUGGAAACAGCGAAAGAAACUGUUUGACGAUAUCUUUAAAACACUUAUGGAAUACAUUCCACAGAAACCACAAGAAUUUACUGAGGAAAUUGGGAUUGAAGAAGAUCCAAUAGAUAUAAAUGAAGACCCGCUGGCUAACAUAUAG